This is a messenger RNA of Ambispora gerdemannii, 157 nucleotides long. Lineage: Eukaryota; Fungi; Glomeromycota; Glomeromycetes; Archaeosporales; Ambisporaceae. The record is from the annotation of a GenBank genome assembly.
GAAUCCUAAUAAUGAUCCUGCUGAUUGCAAUGGACCAGGCAUCCUGGCUUUUCAGAUAAAUAUUCCUAUAAGCGAAGUAUUUUGGAACCCGCCGAUUCCUAUCCUACUUACAUAUGUUCCAGUAAUUCCUCCUACAGCAAAACAUAAUUGGUACUAG